Molecule: messenger RNA, 3848 nt
Organism: Coturnix japonica (Japanese quail)
Lineage: Eukaryota; Metazoa; Chordata; Aves; Galliformes; Phasianidae
Source: RefSeq, a predicted model, not a curated record
ACGCGCUCCGCCCCGCGCCGCGCUGGGUUUGAUGCUCCUGUGCUCAGUGCGGCCUAUAUUUAGUACUGUGAUUAUUAGUGUUGUCCAGCAUGUCUUCUCUAACAGAAAAGGACAGGCCGAUUGUUCAGCUGUUACUGGGUGCUGGCACAUGCCCACGAUGUAUUUUCAGGUUCUGCCGUGUGGGAUCACAGACGCUUUAUAGGCAUCCAUACAAGGAUUUGAUGAAGGAUUUGAAACAAUUCCUGAACGGUAAUCAAGAAAAAGAAGAUACAACUUGCUUUGAUGUAGCUGAUCCACCUUGUAAGCGAUUCAGACUUGGACAUGCAGAAGGAGGGCCUGAAGAUCUGAACCAGAAUGGAGCGCUCAGUCAGAUUUCUUUGGUUAAUGAUGAUAAUGCUGCUGUGCAGAACUCAGCUGCGGAGAACUCAGCUGCAGAAGUUUGCAAUGUCUGUUUGGGAAUUCUUCAGGAGUUCUGCGAGGCUGACUUUGUUAAAAAGAUGUGUGAAAAGGUUAAUUCUUCUGACUACCAGUUCACCAGUUUUGUAUUUUCUCUGUCACUACCACCACAGCUGUCUGUUAGGGAGCAUGCUGCUUGGCUGCUGGUAAAACAGGAAAUGGGAAAACUGGACCUUUCCUUGGCAAAGGAUGACAUUGUUCAACUGAAAGAAGCUUAUAAAUGGAUUAUUCAUCCCCAGUUAUCAGAAGAGUUGGGUGUUCCCACUGAUGGAAAGAGUUUGUUUGAAGUUAGCGUGGUCUUUGCUCACCCAGAAACAGAUGAGGAGUGCCAUUUCCUAGCUACGGUCUGUCCAGACUGUUUCAAGCCAGCAAAGAACAAACAGUCUGUUUUCACUAGAAUGGCAGUUAUAAAAGCUCUAGAGAAGAUAAAAGAAGAGGAUUUUCUCAAGCAUUUUCCAUGUCCCCCGAGUUCACCGAAGAACCUCUGUGUUGCUCAGGAAAUUCAGUGCAAUAACGGCGCAGUUUUUGUGGCUGGAAGGUACAAUAAAUAUUCAAGGAAUUUACCUCAGACACCCUGGAUAAUCGAUGGAGAGCGGAAGCUGGAAUCUUCAGUGGAAGAACUGAUUUCAGAGCAUCUAAUGGCAGAAUUCAAAGCAGACAGCUUUAAUUUUUCUUCCUCUGGACGAGAAGAUGUGGAUGUAAGAACACUGGGCAAUGGAAGGCCUUUUGCAAUUGAGCUCGUGAAUCCUCAUAGAAUACAUUUUACUGCUGAGGAAAUGAAGGGACUUCAGCAGACGAUUAAUAACUCUUCAGACAAAAUACAAGUCCGAGAUUUACAGCUUGUCACCAGAGAGGCAAUUGGUCGUAUGAAGGAAGGUGAAGAAGAAAAAACAAAGACAUAUAGUGCCUUAAUAUGGACAGACAAAACAAUACAGAAGGAACAUAUUGCAUUUCUAGAUAAUAUCAAGGAGUUAAAACUUGACCAGAAGACACCUCUCCGGGUUCUUCACAGAAGGCCUCUGGCGUUAAGAUGUCGAAUCAUUCACACCAUGAAGUCUGAGUACAUAGACGAGCAUCACUUUCGCCUGCGUCUGAAAACACAAGCAGGAACCUAUAUUAAAGAAUUUGUGCAUGGAGACUUUGGAAGAACAAAGCCAAAUAUUGGCUCCCUGCUGAACAGAACCACUGACAUUCUGGAGUUGGAUGUAGAAUCUGUUGACAUUGACUGGCCUCCAGCCCUGGAGAAUUAGCUUCACAAGUUGGGACGUCAGACAACAGCUUCUCGCUUUCUUGCCGGGAUGUGGAUAGCACUGAAUCACCUGAUUGCAGCUCUCACACUUUCUGAGCACUGUUAACUGAGCCCAUAGAUAGUGCCUGGAAGGAGGUGGUGUCCUGCUCUGUGACAGCUGCUUUUUGAUCAGCGUUGGUUUCAGAGAUAGGCAAAUUUGCUUCACAAAGUACUUUUCAAAGGGAAGAAGAGUUUCCAGAUGAAAACUUCACACUUAAACCAAGUUUCUUGCAUUUAAAAACACCAGUGAUGUUCUGUAGAAACUCCACUUGAGGUGCUUGCCUCCUCAGCAGCUCUUCGGCUGAAUUACAGGCCUCUUCGUGCAUAAGAUUUCCCUGAGUCACCACAAGGCUGCAGAUUCCUGGCAGUGCUGCAUGUUGGAAAUCUAGAGAAAAAUAGGGAUACCAAGAACCCCAGAGUGCAAACAAAUACAGAAUGUUCUGAAGGAUGUUGGUAGUAUGAGACCAAUGGAGGUGAAAAGCUUUGGUUUGUGGAAUAGUUGCAGCAUCAUGAAUUUUCUGUGGAAUCUAGCUUUAGAUGGAUGCCUGUAGGGUUGAUCACAGCCUGAACCUCUGAUUAACCAUCUGAGGCAAGCGAUAAGCCAGCUGUGGGAGCACAGGUGAAGGUAAUUCAGCUGUGCUACCAGAAGGGGUGGAGCUGGACUCCGCCUCUCCCAGUUCCCAUUUAAGAGCUGACCACCACUAAGGCAGCAUCUCUUUCUGGAGAUUGUUCCUUUUGAAGUUCUUGUGGUGAGUCUUGACAUUGAUAAGCAUCAAUCUUGAAGGACUCAGAGUUGGUGAGUCCUUUUCCUUAGUUACCCUCUGGCUAUUUAUUUCCAACUAUAUUUGUACUAUUCCAACUGUACGUUAUACUUGUAUUAUUUCAACUGUACAAUACUAUACUUGUAUUAUUUUCACCAUACAAUGCCUGAAUUAGUUGAACGCUGCUGGGAACAUGCCUGGACUAGGGAAGACCCUCCCUUGGCUUUGCUAAGGGUUUUAUGUGUGUCACAGUGAGCAGAGCUGGCUCCACAAGACAUCCAACAAGGCAUCCAAGCGUUCCAUCCCUGGAGCCUCUGGAAUGUGCCUGGUUACAGGUUGGUUCUGAGUAGCAGUGGAGCCCCUGGCCUGCUCAUCAUCAGAACUGAUGUUAGGAACAGUUGUCUCAUAUAAACCUCUGCCCAGAAAGGAACUGUUGUGAAUGAUGGAGAACUUCAAAAACUAUUCAGAAAUGAAGAGAACUUCAUGCUACUGUGUGAUUUCUUGACAUAAAUGAUGUACAAGUUCCAUAAACAGGAAACAAACGUAGGCUGGACACAACAGACAUUAGAAGAGGCAUCCCCAAGGGGAAAUGGUGCGAACUGAGACUUAGUUCAGAGACACUUAACUUGUUUUCAAAUGUAAAAUACCUACUUGUGAGUACUCCAAUGGGACCUUUCUUGAGAGCAGCAAGAACAAGAUUUAAUGUUGUUCUUGUGGUAAAUGUGAAACAGGAAGCUGUUUUCUAGCAGGUUAUGUGUUAAAUGCUGAAAUCUAAGAGCCAGCCAGCAUUCCUUACCACCCUUCUUCAUACCAGAAGGACUUGGAUGAAGCUGUUGUAUUCUUUCACCAAGUACCUGGUCACGCAAAGCAACCGCCCCACUGCAUGGAGUGCCUGUAACACACCCUUUGCUGAGCACGAGUGUCUCUGUCCUUGCUGUCCAUCACAGUCGUGCUGCUGUGCCACAGAGAACUGCCCAGUGCCGAGGACUCCUCACUACACUGUGGCCAGCAGCAGUUGUGAACAGAAGAAACUGUUCUAGGAAGACCCAGGUAAGUGACCCAAAGCCCAGCACCUCUGUGUGCUCUGGCUUCUCCAGCACAUCUUACAGCGUUGUGGGGCUGAGAAGGCAGAAGCAGCUCAGGACUCAGUAUAACCAGUUCUUUUAAUUACCAAACCAACUUGUUUACAAAGGAAAAAAGAAAAAUUUGAAAAUAUUUAAUUAUACUGUAAAAACAAAUUGUGCUAUAAAGAGCUUUCUAUAAAGAAAAUGUUUACAUUCAAUAAACUUAAACAUUGAGAACUUAAACAGGAAGAACUGAAUAAACAAAACAUGGCAAGCGUU